This is a messenger RNA of Pseudocercospora fijiensis CIRAD86, 2490 nucleotides long. RefSeq lists its product as uncharacterized. The transcript has a single exon. The record is from RefSeq and is a predicted model, not a curated record. Bases 80 to 2434 code for a protein of 784 amino acids. Lineage: Eukaryota; Fungi; Ascomycota; Dothideomycetes; Mycosphaerellales; Mycosphaerellaceae. Gene Ontology annotation, biological process: carbohydrate metabolic process.
CAGAGAUUUUCUUCACGCUUCCACGCGACAGAUGGUAGGUCAAGCCAUCUCUUUUUACAUAACUGAAUGAUCUUGGUGGAUGCUCUUUGCAUUGCGCCGAACACUCGGGAGCAGAGGUCUUGCGCUUCCUAGGUCCUUGCUCUUUGCGAAGUCGAACUAUGCCAGUCGCACAAAUCGCUUCUCGAUAGCACCCAGACAUCAACCCGCAUAUUCCACGAUGGCCAGUCCGCCCGCUCUCGACAGGGCGCUCUCGCUCACAAACCGCUGCGGCGAGAGCAAGAGCCCGUAUGUGAGGAGCCACAAGGACAAUCCCACUGCAUGGCAACUGUGGAAUCCAGAAACGCUCGAGCUGGCGCGAAAGACCAACCGACUGCUCUUCGUCUCUAUCGGAUAUUCCGCAUGCCAUUGGUGUCAUGUCAUGGCCCAUGAGAGCUUCGACGACCCGCGUAUUUCACGAUUGCUGAACGAAAAUUUCAUCCCUGUGAAAAUUGAUCGUGAAGAGCGUCCGGACAUUGACAGGCAGUACAUGGACUUUCUCCAGGCUACCAAUGGCGGCGGCGGUUGGCCUAUGAAUGUUUUUGUCACUCCCGAUCUCGAACCCGUAUUUGGAGGCACAUACUGGCCUGGUCCUAAGAGCGAGAGAUUGCAGGCAGCGGGAGGCUUUGAGGAUAUUUUGAUCAAGAUCGCAACAACUUGGAAAGAGCAAGAAGCUAGAGUAAGACAGAGUGGUAAAGAGAUCACCAGACAGCUUCGCGAAUUUGCGCAAGAAGGCAGCAUUGGCGGUAAGAACGGUCGCACAGACGAUGAAGACGAACUGGAGCUGGAUUUGCUCGAUGAUGCCUUCCAGCACUACAAGAUGCGUUACGAUCCCAAGCACCAUGGCUUUGGAGGAGCGCCUAAAUUCCCGACUCCGGUGCAUAUUCGUCCUCUGCUCAGAGUUGCAGCCUAUCCAAGUGUGGUGCGCGAGAUUGUUGGGGAAAAGGAGUGCGUAGAGGCGCGCGCAAUGGCCGUGAAUACCCUUGCGGCGAUGGCGAAGGGCGGUAUCAAAGAUCAGAUUGGCCACGGAUUCGCGAGAUACUCGGUCACACGGGACUGGAGCCUGCCGCAUUUCGAGAAAAUGCUUUACGAUAAUGCUCAGUUGCUACCUGUGUAUCUGGACGCUUAUCUAUUGACAAAAUCGCCCUUGUUCCUGGAAACUGCCAUUGACAUCGCCACCUAUUUGACGAGCCCCCCAAUGCAGUCUCCGCUCGGGGGCAUUUGUUCCGCCGAGGAUGCAGACUCUUCACCUACCGUCUCCGAUAAAGAAAAGCGCGAAGGCGCGUACUAUGUCUGGACCUUUGACGAGUUCAAACAGGUGCUGGGUGAUGCUCAAGUCGAUAUUUGCGCCAAGUACUGGAAUGUCCGUCCUGAGGGCAACAUCGAUCAGCGAUCUGAUGCGCAAGGCGAGCUCGCGGGGCAGAAUACACUGUGCGUACAAUACGACAUUCCGGAUCUAGCCAAGGAGCUUGGACUGCCCGAGGAUGAAGUGAAACAAAUGAUUCUGGAUGGUAGACAGAAACUGCUUGCGCAUCGGGAAAAGACUCGGCCCAGGCCUGCACUGGACGACAAAAUCGUGACAUCUUGGAACGGGUUAGCUAUUGGUGGUCUUGCGCGUACGAGUGCUGUCUUGCAAUCAAGUGCGCCGGCUCAGGCAACGCGUUAUUUGUCCAGCGCGGUCAGAGCGGUCACGUGCAUACAAGAGCAUUUAUUCGAUCCGGCAACCGGCACUCUCAAGAGAGUGUAUCGCGAAGGGCCCGGAGAAACUCAAGGAUUCGCUGACGAUUACGCCUUCUUCGUUUCCGGAUUGCUUGAUCUCUAUGAGGCCACGUUCGACAGCCGGUGGCUUGAGUUCGCCGAAACUCUACAGAAGACCCAAAACAAGCUGUUCUGGGAUGAUUUGAAGUAUGGCUUCUUCUCGACACCAGCCGAUCAACCUGACAUUCUCAUCCGGACCAAAGAUGCAAUGGAUAAUGCCGAGCCAAGCGUCAACGGGGUUAGUGCUGCGAACUUGUUCCGCUUGGGGUCUUUGCUCAAUGACGCGGAAUACGAGAAGAUGGGUCGACGAGUCGUGGCGUGCUUCGAAGUCGAAAUCGAGCAGCAUCCUGGCUUGUUUAGCGGCAUGCUGUCGAGCGUUGUGGCAUCAAAGCUGGGAAUGAAAGGCCUCAUGAUCGUUGGCGAGGGCGAUGCGGCGGAAGCAGCUUUGAAGAAGGCUCGCGAGACCGUGCGACCCAACUACACCAUCCUCCGUAUUGGAGGCGGAUCGAACAGCGAGUGGCUGAGAAACCGUAAUGCGCUGCUGAAAGACCUCCCGCCUGAGAGAAAUAUGGUUCAGCUUUGUGACGGUGGUGCUUGUAGAUGUUUAGAUUUGAAACAGAUAGAGGACGGGCUGUUCUAAAAGCAGUAUACUGCUGCUGUAUGUACUGAGAUGAAUGUAUUGCUGACGGAACCCUG